Messenger RNA from Astyanax mexicanus (Mexican tetra), 3577 nucleotides. Its product is annotated as KIAA0513 ortholog. The record is from RefSeq and is a predicted model, not a curated record. Bases 317 to 1600 code for a protein of 427 amino acids. Lineage: Eukaryota; Metazoa; Chordata; Actinopteri; Characiformes; Acestrorhamphidae. The transcript is spliced from 13 exons.
UGAGCAGUGCUCGCGCACAACCCGGUCACGUGCUUCUUUCUGUCGACGUCACUGGAUUCCCCCCUCCUCGUCCACUCGAGCUAUCGCGCGUGCGCAGUUACCGCUGACUGGAGUGAGCGGAGUGAGAAGAGACGGGAGCGCGCGCGCACGGCGGGUUGAGAGAGAGCAUGUAGUUCAGCCUGGAACUGUUCUGGUACAGCUGUAGGAUAAAGAGACGUGGUACAGCAGCUUCUCCACUGUGGGUUGUUAGCUGAGGUGGGCCCACCUGCUUUCGUGUGACCUCAACAGUCCACCUGUAUCUCCCUCUUGGAUCAGUAUGGAGGGGGCUGCAGUGGAAAACCUCAUAGACUUUGACAUUCCCUCCAGCACAGAAGGGACAGCACCUUCUGCUGUUGGUCUUCCUGGUGGAGCAGACUUGUUCUUUGGGGAGCCUCUUGUUCCAGAGCCGAUUGCAGCCCCUAUGAAGCUUCCUGAGCCUAUUGCCCCAACACUGGCUGCUCACGAGUCAGAGGAGGGUGCAGACGACAGCGAUGCCACAGAGUCUGCGGACAGUGAGAAUGAAGCCAUAGAUUCUCCAUCCCACCAUUCACAGUCACGCCGGUCUUCUUCCUCAUCCAAUCACAGUGCUGAGGACCCAGAUGUGACAGAACGGCGAGAAUUUAUGAAGGCCUACGUAGAGAAGUUGUUUCAUGGAAAGGAGGACUUUGACCAGGAGGAGAAGGCCCGUUUUGGCGAGCUGUGCAGUGGAGAGAAUGGCAAAGGCAGAGAGUGGUUCGCCAAAUACGUCAGUGUCCAGCGCUGUAACUCCAAGUGUGUAAGUGAGCAGACGUUCUACAGGCUGGUCCAGUCCUUUGCAGUCGUUCUGUUUGAAUGCUACCAGAUGGAUGAUUAUGUCCCUGCCAAGCAUUUAAUGACCAUGUGCUUUACGUACUACUACUUUGGGAAGCUACAUCUGUCACCCACAGAGCUCCUGGACAGGCCGAGUGCAGGCAUUGACUCGUACCUGCGCAGUGGAAAGGUCUGGCUCUCGGGCAAGAAGGACAUCGCUGAGAAGCUGCUAAAAAAUACAACGGCUAAGACUGACAUGAAGAGCUUUUUUGGGGGUCUAGAGAGCAAACUGAGAGGCCCCUCCACCCGCAAGAAUGAUGAGCCAGAGAGUCCAGCAGAAGGAAAAGCAAAAACACCAGCCUCUCCACCUGCAUCACCAGAGAAGAAAGAGGGAGAGAAGAUUUACUUGUAUACACACCUCAAGCAGCAGCCGAUCUGGCACACAUUGAGGUUUUGGAAUGCUGCGUUCUUCGAUGCUGUGCACUGCGAGAGGAACAAGAGAUCCCCAACCACCAGGCGGACGGCUGAGGAGGAGAAAGAUGAGAGGGAAAAGUGGUGUCACAUGACUCAGGAAGAGAAAGACGACAGCUCCAGAAUAGACGAAAACAUCACCUUCGGACAGCUGGGGACCUUUACUCAUAAUAUGCUGGCCUUUGGCUUGACUAAGAAGCUCUGCAACGACUUUCUCAAGAAGCAGGCCGUUAUUGGACACUUGAAUGAAGAGCAAUACAAAUUGCUGAGUGACCAUAUUGAACAGAUGGCCGUGGAGUGAGCAGCAGAUACAGAACACACCUGUUCUUCUAUACUUGCACAUUCAAUCCAGCCUCCCUCAUCAGUUCCUUAUAAACACUCCUGCUCAGCUUCAGCUGGCAACUCCGUACAAUAUCAUAUCAGAUCGUGCGACAACCGUCCUGCACACAGCUGAACAGCUGUAGGUGAUAAAAUAUUCAGAAGGUGGCAAUAACUUUUCAUCAUCAUGCAUCAUCUUACUUCAGUGACACUCCAGUGAGUUGCUGCAGCUCUGUCACAGCAAUUACGUGAAUUCAAAUAUAUCAGUAUCUGAUGGAUCAGCCAUAUUCCUGAUGGUUCUGUGUUGUGCAAUAUAUGUACAGUAUAUCAUAGAUCCAAUAACCUACGAAUUGCUGGUUUAGCUAAUAUACAGAAAGUGUCCUUUACCCCAGUGAAGUUAAGCUGAAAAAAUGACAAACCCUUUCAGAUAUGCUCUUCAGCCUCACUGUCCCUCUGGUUUCUCUCCAGAAGAUCUUAGUCAGGUGCAUGCAGUUCAGAAAGAGUUUUCCUCUUUAUUCCAUGUGUCCUAUUUAUUGCAUGUGUUCAGCACCUAUUUAUAGAGCUGAUCCUUUUAGUCCUUUUAAUAUUACACAAUAGUAGCUCUACUGGUACUGCAAAACAAUAGGCCUGUCACAAUAACUAUGUUGUUUGGACAGUAUAUUGCUCUGGAAAUUAUUGUAAUAAGUGAGAUUGUAAUUGUAAUUGUUUAGACCUUGAUUACUAAGAACAAUUUGACAUUGAUAUUAACAAAGCACUUAAAUGUUCCAAAUAUAUGUUCAUAUGUUAAUUUAUUAUAAUCUAUAGUGUAACUAUUGUGACAGGCCUACUAAUGCAACAUCAUAAAGAAUUCUACAGUAUUGUGACAGACUGACCAACCAGCCACAGCCCUGUUCUACAUUUCCAGGCUGUUUUUAGUCUUUUAGUCUCAAUGAGUUGAAAUGUGACCCUGUAUCAAUCAUGUGUGAAACAGUAUUAAUAUGAUUUGUUUAAUAUGUGUCUCCUACACGUGGUGUGCGAGCCUCCAAAGAGAACAUUGUAACUCCGGUCUGUUUAAAGUGCCUUUAAUGACUUACCCUUUCCUCGUACAGUGUUGCAGAUGUAAGCCUUUUCCGUCCACAUGAAACCCUCUCAGUAAAUGUAUGUAUGGAUCCUGUUUGCUGUAGUGGGGUGUAGUUAUCUUUGCAUUUGUGUGUAUUGUACAUGUUUGCUGUAUGUCUGUUCUGUGUGUGGUUGUCGAGUAUUUGUAAUAGACUAGGUCAGGACAGUCUGUAGUGGUUAUAGGAUCAGCAUGACCUUCUGGAGCUGCUGUUUGUGUUCCUCUCGGUGUGCAUGAUUGUAAAUGGUUUCCUGUCAGCAUGGUGAGUAGAACAUUGUGAGUUGUAGUGUAGUUCCAUUUGCAGCCAACUGAGGGUGAUCAUGUUGCUCCUCUUCCUUGGACUGCUGGGCUGUGGAGGAGAAGGUUAACUACAGAAGUGAGGUGUUUCUGGAAGGUUUUAUGAAUUUACUGAAGUCUCCUCCGUGUGAGGAUAAUGAAAAGUUAAUAUAUUCAGUUUGUAAAUACAGAGUUUUUAUCAGUGUGGUUUGUAUUGCAUAUGAUGCGUUUUUUGCAACACAGUUCAAGUGGCUGGUUCAAAAAAGGGAUCACUGGAUUGUUAACUGUUAACAGUUUAUACAGUGUUUACGUGUUGUGUCUCAUGUCUCAUGGUGUGCAUGGACAUAAUAGGAUGGGCUGCAACCAUUUUAAUAGUGAAACGUGCUUUUCAAAUCAUGGUGUAAUUUUUAAUGUUAUAUUAUGUAAUGUAAUUUAAUGUGAAUGGAUGUGAUUUAGUGUCUUAAAUACAUUUCCCCUUAAGUGCCCUCCAAUUCCCUACUGGAAUGUACCACUCAGAGCCUGUUAUCCCAUACCAUUAUGUGGAACAUAUGUUGUUAUUGUGUUUAUAAUAAAAUAUGCCUAAAAUCA